This is a messenger RNA of Trichosurus vulpecula (common brushtail), 596 nucleotides long. Its product is annotated as 60S ribosomal protein L19-like. Lineage: Eukaryota; Metazoa; Chordata; Mammalia; Diprotodontia; Phalangeridae. Gene Ontology annotation, biological process: translation. The coding region runs from base 1 to 516 and encodes 171 amino acids. The record is from RefSeq and is a predicted model, not a curated record. The transcript has 2 exons. Gene Ontology annotation, cellular component: ribosome; cytosolic large ribosomal subunit. Gene Ontology annotation, molecular function: RNA binding; structural constituent of ribosome.
AUGACCUCACAGAAGCAUGAACAAUUUAGUCAUUCCUCUCAAAUAACUCCAAACUGUUUUGAAGAUGGUCUGAUCAUCCAGAAGCCCAUUACUGUGCACUCUCGUGCUAGAUGCUGGAAAAAUACUCUGGCUCGACGGAAGGGCAGGCACAUGGGUACUGGUAAGAGAAAGGGUACUGCCAAUGCUCGUAUGCCUGAGAAGGUGACAUGGAUGAGGCAAAUGCGGAUUCUGCGCCGUCUGCUCCGAAGACACCGGGAAUCCAAAAAGACUGACUGCCACAUGUACCACAGCCUGUACUUGAAGGUGAAGGGAAAUGUGUUCAAGAAUAAGCGAAUCCUCAUUGGGCACAUUCAUAAACCAAAGGCAGACAAGGCCCGGAAGAAGCUCUUGGCUGACCAGGCUGAAGCUCUCAGGUCCAAGACUAAGGAAGCACGAAAGCGUCGGGAAGAGCGUCUGCAGGCUAAGAAAGAGGAGAUCAUCAAGACUUUGUCCAAGGAGGAGGAGACUAAGAAAUGAUCCUCCCCUAUCUCUUCUGUACAUAGUACCCUUCUAUUUGGCUUAUACAAUAAAACUUGACAGACUGUCAAAAAAAAAAA